AUGAGUGUUACCCCAGAGGCCAAGAGUCGAGGGCUGGAGUUUGCUGAGGAGCAGCUGCUAAAGCAUGGAUGGACUCAAGGCAAAGGCCUGGACUGGAAGGAGAAUGGCAUCACGCAGCCCCUCAAGGUGACACUGAAGCAAGACAUUCAUGGGGCGGCACACGAUCCUGCCAAAGAAUUUACAAACCACUGGUGGAAUGAGCUCUCCAACAAGACUGCAGCUAACCUGGUGGUGGAAACUGGGCAGGAUGGAGUGAGAGAGGGAACGACUGUAGGGAGUGAGGAGGAAGGAGCUAUAGGGCUUGGGGACCUGAAGAGCAGAGCACAACCUGGUCAGCUUUCCCAGAAGAAGAAGAAAAAGAUGAGGCAGCAUCAUGAAGAGAAAGAGGAGGAGACAGGGGUCUUGGGUAAGGGGCAAAGAGGGAAGGAGGCAGUGAUGGGUAUCAGGGAAAAGGUGGAGAGCAAGGCAUGCACAGACCCAAGCAGAAUCAAGAAGAGAUGGCAGCGUGAGGAGGAUUUGAAUACAGAGGAUGAAGGCGAGGAGACAGCUUUAGGCAGUGAGACUAGGAAAGCAGAAAGCGGAACACACAGUGAGGGAAGUAGCAAGAGAAGCAAGAAGAAGAGACAGCAGCGUCAGGAGGAAGAGGCCUUGGGUGUAUGUGAUGACAAUGAGGUCCAUGCGACUAGGGAAACAGAGAGCAGAGAGGAGAAAAGGAGGCAGCAGCACCGAGAGCAGGAGAGGGCCAAGAAGAAGAAGCAGCAGAGAGACUGA
Heterocephalus glaber (naked mole-rat) is the source of this 771-nucleotide messenger RNA. The record is from RefSeq and is a predicted model, not a curated record. NCBI's taxonomy places the organism in Eukaryota, Metazoa, Chordata, Mammalia, Rodentia, Bathyergidae.